Penicillium alfredii is the source of this 1434-nucleotide messenger RNA. Its product is annotated as AAR2 splicing factor family protein. The record is from RefSeq and is a predicted model, not a curated record. Gene Ontology annotation, biological process: spliceosomal tri-snRNP complex assembly. The coding region runs from base 1 to 1434 and encodes 477 amino acids. The transcript has a single exon. NCBI's taxonomy places the organism in Eukaryota, Fungi, Ascomycota, Eurotiomycetes, Eurotiales, Aspergillaceae.
AUGCCUCCCCUCCUCCAGCCGUCUUCGACCAUUCUCCUCCCCCAGCUACCCCCGAAAACCCUUGUCGGCAUCGACCUCAUCACCUUCACCUCGACAACCAACUUCCACGGAAUCCGAGAUCUGCCCCACGGAUGGCAUUUCCUCUAUACGGGGACAACAGAGAGCCUGUCGCUGCGCUGCGGAGCGUGGUUCUAUGUCGGUGAUCUCCGCACUGCCGGCAAUGGCCGCGAUGAUAGUACUGCGCUGGUCGCGGCGCACAGCCAGAACACAACCCCGGAGAUCUAUAUCUGGCGAUGGAGCUCGGAAUCCGAGGCUCUAGAUACACUGAAGCAUGGUAGCGAUGCCGAUCGCCAGGAGGCCAUGCGCUACAAAGCGAAUCUGGGCGCAACCUGGCAGAGCGGGGGCUUGUUCCGGUAUCGUAGUCGGGUGUCGCCGUCCCUGUUAACUGCUCAGCCGGGAUCAGGACAGACUGUACAGAAGCAGGACGAGGACGAGGACGGCGAGACUGAAGAAUCUGGUCGGCGGGACUGGCAGGGUCUCACGGACCGCAUAUCGCCGAGCCUCCUCUCCCGGAUUGUGGGAAGUCCUGAGCUGGAUGUGGACGGGCGUCCACGCUGGGCUGUGACCACGGCUAGUACUGCCAGUCGUGACGCAGAUAAUAUCCCCGGGCUGGAUCCAUCAACAGAGGGACCAGACGGAGUCUCAGAAACUGGCGGCGAACAAGAAAGAGCCUUUGGCUUUCUACCCAUCGACUUGAAACGGACAUGGCGAGAGGGCGCCGUGGGCCGGGAACGGACAGAGGCUGCCCAAGACCGCUCCUGGGCGCUCGGGGACCUAAUCAACCGGUGUUCCGCCGAGGCCAUGGAAGAUGGCCAGACAGGCGAAACACAAUUACUCGGAGAACUGCAGUUCACGUUCCUCAUGGUUCUGACCAUGAUGAACUACUCGUGUCUGCAGCAGUGGAAGCGCCUCCUAGAGCUAAUCCUGACAUCCAAACAAGCCAUCACGGAUAGAGAAGGGUUCAUGAGCGACGUGCUUCGGCUGUUGUCACUGCAGCUGCAGCGGUGCGACGACGUCGAGGGCGGAAUCUUUGAGAUCGACGGCGACGAGGGGGGAGACUUCUUUCGCAAGCUGCUCAUGAAACUGCGGGCUUCGAUCGAUGAAAUUCUUGGGAACGAUGUCCAGUCAGCUGUGAAGUCGGAGCUCGAGAAGCUGGAUGCUUGGGUUAAAGAGGAGUAUGAUUGGGAACUGCAUCGCGAGGCUAUUGUCCGACGCGGUAUGGUCCAGCUUGAAGAUGGUGAGGAGGUCGAAUUGGAAAUGGAUGGGCAUGAUGAGGAUGAGGAGACGGGCGAGUAUGCUCCGCUUGUUGUGGAUUUGGGUGGAAGUGGCAUGCCGGAUGAUGGGAAUUUGCAGGAUACAGAAAUGGGUGGGUAG